Molecule: messenger RNA, 1445 nt
Organism: Exophiala xenobiotica
Lineage: Eukaryota; Fungi; Ascomycota; Eurotiomycetes; Chaetothyriales; Herpotrichiellaceae
Exons: 2
Coding region: 372-1217 (281 amino acids)
Biological process (GO): ceramide catabolic process; ceramide biosynthetic process
Cellular component (GO): endoplasmic reticulum membrane
Source: RefSeq, a predicted model, not a curated record
AUUGUCAGCAAGAUAUUUUCCGUUUGCACUUUUCCGCAUCUACUUGACAGCCGCAUCAUCCCGAAUGUACCACCUAGGGGUCUACUUAUACUCAACGGGUAUCCUCAGUCCCUGCCGCUAUGACAUCUUUUUGAGCUCGUCCAACCAAUUGACUUGAACGACGAUGGCCGCAAGGAUGCCUUCAUGGCUGCCCUCUAUUCCUUACCCUCCACCGAAUCAGCCAGGCUAUUGGGACCCGGUCACUUCGACGCUCCAAUGGUGCGAAGAGGUACGAAGAGACAGAAAGUCAAAGAAGAGCUGAGGGCUGACAGGACAAGGACUACUAUGCCACGUACUAUUCCGCCGAGCUCAUCAACACCCUGACGAAUCUCAUGUUCAUAUACCUCGCAUACAAAGGCGUCAAGAGUUGUAGAAAACAAGGUCAUGAUACAGUAUUCGAAGUCGCAUACUUUGGCUACUUUCUGGUUGGCUUCGGGAGCUUUAUGUUUCACACCACACUGAAAUACCCAUGGCAGUUGGUUGACGAGCUCAACAUGAUCUACACAACGUGCCUCAUGGCCUACGCGAGCUUAUCCUACUCCCGCCCAGCAAACCAACAAAUAGCCCUGGGUGUUUUCCUGCUCGUUUUCUGCGCCUUCAUCACGUUGUACUACCACUAUCUCCAGGACCCCGUAUUCCACCAGACCGUCUACGCAUUUCUCACAUUGUUCAUCGUCCUCAGGAGCGUAUACAGCAUGGAAUUUAACCUUCGCCCAUCAUUGAGGAAAUCCGAGGAGAAACAUCGUCUAGAACGGCAGAGAAACAACUUACCCGUCCUGACAAAAGAAGAACAAGAAUACGAGAACAAAAGAGACACGGCUAUCCUUAGGAACAUGUGGUUCUUCGUCAUAUUUGGCGUCUCAAUAUUCCUUGCAGGGUUCGGCAUUUGGAACCUCGACAACAAGUAUUGCUCGACCCUGCGUCAAUGGCGUCGAAGCAUUGGCAUGCCCUGGGGGUUCUUCCUCGAAGGACACGGCUGGUGGCACUUGAUGACCGGUAUUGGCGCGUAUUGCUACAUUCUCUGGGCCAUACACUUACGCCACAUCCUCAACGGUGAUCAAGAACACUUUCGUAUGGUCUGGGACAGGGUAUAUCACUUACCCGAAGUGGUCCGGGUCUCCGAUCCAUCCGACAAUGCAAAUGGUCAGGCGAAUGGAAAUUUCAAGAAAGACAACUAACGCUCUACGACACCUAGACAACAGUUGGAUUACCUAGAUAAGAUGACACAUUCCAGCAAUGAAAAGAUACAAGAUACUCAUCAAACCUGUAAGGGAAAUUGAUACACAGGUCGCUCUUCUCCAGAAUGUUCCUUGACAAACCGCAAUGCUCUGCCAAUGCUUCCCUCACUAUUUCAUGCUCCGCUCAUUGCACGCUGCGCAGGGACAGAAAGCACUCCUUAGGUACCC